AUGAAGGAACCGGGACUGAAUCGGCAAGGCAUUGCCUAUGUCUUGUCACGGAUGGAGUGGUAUUGGAACUUGGCUGAGUUGGUCCUCCUCCAGGAGAACUCGAGUGUUUCAUCUGCCGCGUUGAGAAGGAACUUGGAAGCUCAGAUCAUCGACUUUUACAAGAAGCUUCUCCUGUUUCAAAUGCGAAGCGCUUGUCUCUAUUAUCGUAACUGGGGAGUUGUUAUCCUAAGGGAUGCAGUCAAACUUGAUGAUUGGUCCGGGGAGCUCAACACUAUCAAAGAUGCAGAACGUCUCAUUCGCAAGGACAUAGAACAGUACGACUACCAAGAUAUCCGAUUGAAGCUCGGCAAGAUCGAAAAAUCUGCAGUAGAGCAAGCCGAGUCGCUCGAGACUAUCUGCAAAGUUCUGAGAGAGGAGGCAAGAUUGAAAGAAAAGAAUGAGGGGGAUCCACUUAAGGAAUUAUAUGAAUGGAUCCUGAAGAGCGACACCUACCAGACAUUCAUCGAUGAUCCAUCAAGUCGGGUUUUGUGGAUCAAUGGACCACCUGGAAAGGGCAGAACGAUGUUACUUUGUGGAAUCAUCAAUGAACUACAGAAGAGUCUCAGGCCCAUCUCGUUCUUCUUGUGUCAAGGAAACGUCAAAGAGGAGUACUUGUCCAGCGAUAUUGCCGUUAUGAGAGGCUUGAUAUAUGUUCUUCUUGAGCAUCAGCCAUCUCUGAUAUCAGCGAUUCGCCCAAGAUAUGACAAGCAAAACGACAGACUCUUCAACAGCAUCAAUAGCAGUGAGCUUCUUGGGGAUAUUUUAACUACGAUGCUUCAAGACCCAAGUCUACGCGACACAAUCUUGCUUGUGGACGCUCUGGACGAGUGCAACAUCAACAGGUCGAAGUUCACAAACCUCAUCGUCGAGCUGUCCAAGUCCUGUAACACCAAGUGGAUCUUGUCGAGCCGCGACUGGCCUGAGAUCCAUCAGGAGCUUGCAGACGCGACGGGGUUGAUCUCGCUUGACCUUGAACAAGAACAUGAGUCGGUUUCUCAAGCUGUCAGGUCAUAUAUCAGCAAGAAGGUUGAUGAUCUCGCAAAGACGAAGUGGAAAAAUGACUUGGAGUUGAAAGAAAGGAUUUUCGAUUAUAUGCAGUCUCACGCCGAUGAUACAUUCCUUUGGGUAGUAUUGGUGUGCGAAAGACUUGCCAACUCUGGUAUCAGAAAGCGUUUAGUCAUGGAGGAGCUAGUGAAGUUCCCGAUGAGCCUUAGAGCUCUUUACGAGGCUAUGAUGGACCGAAUAACAGAUUCAUCCGAAGCUGAUCGAUUGAAACAGAUCCUGGCCUUAGUUUGUGUUGUUUACCGCCCCAUCAAAUUAGCCGAGAUGCCGACACUCGUCGAGCCCAUGGCUGGCUACGAUGAAGAUGAUGUUAGAGACGCCAUUGCCUCUUGUGGCUCCCUCUUGACACUCCAGAACGGGGAGAUUUUCUUUGUACAUCAAUCAGCCAAGGAAUUUCUCCUCAUGAGGUUCUUUUCCCUCGCGGCAGAAGUUACCAGCAUGCACACAUCUUCUCACGAUCUGUUGCGGCCAUGGAGAAUACCCUUCGACAGGAUAUAUAUAAACUCGGUUCGCCUGGCGCCCACAACCUAG
Molecule: messenger RNA, 1632 nt
Organism: Fusarium odoratissimum NRRL 54006
Lineage: Eukaryota; Fungi; Ascomycota; Sordariomycetes; Hypocreales; Nectriaceae
Exons: 2
Coding region: 1-1632 (543 amino acids)
Source: RefSeq, a predicted model, not a curated record